Papilio machaon (common yellow swallowtail) is the source of this 1829-nucleotide messenger RNA. It is a transcript of the gene Aplip1, whose product is annotated as JNK-interacting protein 1. Gene Ontology annotation, cellular component: cytoplasm. Gene Ontology annotation, biological process: regulation of JNK cascade. Gene Ontology annotation, molecular function: protein binding. Lineage: Eukaryota; Metazoa; Arthropoda; Insecta; Lepidoptera; Papilionidae. Bases 46 to 1404 code for a protein of 452 amino acids. The transcript has 9 exons. The record is from RefSeq and is a predicted model, not a curated record.
CGCAUGCGAAACCCUCUUUGACUGAGAAUCAAGUGUAACAGCGACAUGGCUGACAGCGAGUUCGAAGAAUUUCGUCGAGUUUUCGAUAAAUUACCACAGCACAUCAAAGCCCCAUCAUCAUUUUACUCAUUGGUGCCAAAUGUGGGAUUGGUGGACGAGUCACCUUCAUCUAAAAGUGAUGGUUCACCAGAAGAUGAUAAAGGGGGGGUUGGAGAUGCCGAAACGGUAAACGGCUCUACAGGAGCUGCAGAUGCCUCGGCCGCAAACCAAGGCGACGUCACCGAUUCACAAUGCAGUCCUAGACAUCAAAACUUUACCAACGGCGAAAGAAAACGAAGAAAACUUCCAGAAAUUCCAAAGAACAGAAAAUCCACAGUCAUGGGUUCAAAUCAGCCAGCAUCGCUGGCAGAUGAAUUAGGGGCGCUAUCUGGUGGCAUAGUUCGCCCAGGAGGUCAAAGUCGACCUCUGUUGGUACUUAAGUGCGGAUACCUCCUAGACGAAGACUCCAGUCCAGACUCAGAAAGACUGCAAAGUCUAGGGGAUGUAGACAGCGGUCACAGUACUGCCCAUUCACCCAUAGAUACCGGCCCAAAAAGCUUGUCGCCAACACCACUUCAACAAAAUGUGCAAUUCGUGGAUGCUUACCAAUUUUCUUCAAAUUGGGUAUCACCAACCUCAAGCUGCAGUAUCAGUGGUACUAAUUACUCAGGCAAUAUGACGACAGUUCCCCACAGCCAUCUAGAGAUAUUAGAAGCGACCCACAGAGGCCUAUACAAAUUUAAUCCUAGACAUCAUGAUGAACUGGAACUAGAAAUAGGAGACCCCAUUUACGUUCAAAAGGAGUGUGAAGAUUUAUGGUCUGAAGGAGUUAAUUUAAGGACUGGGCAGCAAGGAAUAUUCCCAUCAGCAUAUGCCGUGGAUAUGGAAUAUAAUGAUUUUGAUCCAGCUAAUGUCAAGAUUAAAAGAGAAAGAUAUCUUCUCGGGUACAUGGGAUCAGUAGAAACCUCGGCGCAUAAAGGUACAGCCGUUGUAUGUCAAGCAGUUAAAAAAAUUAUUGGAGAUUACACAGGAGAUUUUGAAACUCAGACGUGUAUUUUGGAAGUUUCUGACCAAGGUUUACGCAUGGUCGAUCGUACAAGACCUGAAACGAAAGGAGUGAAGGGACCGUGCCUUGAUUACUUCUAUUCAUUGAAGAAUGUUUCUUUCUGCGCAUUCCACCCGCGUGACCACAGAUAUCUUGGUUUCAUCACUAAACAUCCGACUUCACAAAGGUUUGCAUGCCACGUUUUUCGAGGGAUGGAAUCCACAAGACCCGUAGCUGAAUCUGUUGGGAGAGCAUUCCAGAGAUUUUACCAAAAGUUUAUAGAAACAGCCUACCCCAUAGAAGACAUUUAUAUAGAAUAAGUUUAGUUUAAGGACGUAUAACGUAUCAAUUCAGCAAUAUAACAAGCUUUCACACUUUUGCCGAAGACUAAAGAUAAAGACAACAUAAGUAGGUAUUUAUAUUACAUUUGAAUAAAAUUAUGUACGUUUAAAGUUACAUAUAUGUACUGAGUAAUGGUAUCUGGUUAUCACAUAGCUGAAAUAACCAUUCAGACAAAUAUCUGUGAAUAUCAUGGGCUUUAAGAAAUGUAUCUUUAUCUCGGUGUCGAUAAAUAUGCCUUCUAAGGAUAUUUUCUUAAGUAAAAAGCAAUCACAUUUACAUUAAUGUUUGUUAUUAAAAAGGACGUGGUUUGUAUUAAAGAGGAAGUACAUCAUUGUAAUCGAUGCCUUGCGCUGCGCCUUGCUUGCUGAGGUUAUUCUGUAAAUUUAGAUAUAAAUAAAAUUAA